GUAAAAUUUGCCCGGGUCUACUAAGCCUAAGCAAGUCAUAGAAAAAACAAAUAAUAAGUAAUAUGUUCCAGAGAAAGGUCGUUGAAAAAUAAUUUAAAAUAAAACUACAUAUCUUGCUAAUAGAAUUAAUAAUUUUAUCUCAGUCAAAAUGAGUGGUUUGUUGCGGAACAAAACAUCCCCUUCACCUAUUUACCCGAGUUUUUUGCAACAAGGACGAGAAAGCUUAUUUCCUGUGCAACUUCGUUCAAACAUAGAAGUGUUAUUGGCUGAAAUUAUCAACAGAAGUUUCAAUAAUAUCAGUGUAAUUUUUCAGACUUUAUGCUCUUUGAAUCCACCUUGGAUCUGUGAUCACUCAUCAUGAUGCGUUACUGGGGAGAGAUUCCUGGACCUGCAGGGGCACCUCCCAGCCGCAGCUCCUUUGACUUGCUUCAGCGUGAGUUUCGCUCUGUGGAGAUGCAGGACCCUCCCCUGCACCAGCCCUCAGCCCAGCGUCCGCGGCCAACCACAAUGUUGGAUAUCCCCUCAGAGCCCUGUAGCCUCACCAUCCACACAGUGCAGCUGUGUCAGCAUGCCCGCCGCCUACGUGGCCUCUUGGCAGCAGCCCAGGCCCAGGCUCAGGGUCAGAGCUCAGCAUCCUCUGAGGGAGGCAGUAGGAUGGAGGAGGCUGAUGCCAACCUCCCUCUACGUCCUCCCACCCCACCUGUCAUGCCAGAUGAUUUGUUACCUGUGGACAGUAAAGCCCCACGGCAACCUUUCCAGCUCCGCCACAGUGACCCUGAAAGUGACUUUUAUAAGGGUAAAGGCGAGCCUGUCACAGAGCUGAGUUGGCCCUCAUGCAGGCAGCUCCUCUAUCAGUCAGUGGCCACCAUCCUGGCCCAUGCUGGCUUUGAGUCUGCUCAGGAGAGUGUGCUGGAGACUCUGACCGACCUGGUCCAUGAGCAUUAUCUGCGUCUCACCCGCCUGCUGCGGGUGGCAGUGGACCGGGAGGCGCGGCUAGGGGCGAGUCCCUUCCCAGACGUGGUGGAGCAAGUGUUCCAUGAAGUGGGCAUCGGCAGUGUGCUGGCCCUGCAGCGCUUCUGGCAAGUGAGGAUCAAAGACUAUCACAGCUACAUGCUACAGGUCAGUAAGGAUCUGUCAGAGGAAUAUGAGCGGCUGGUGAACCCAGAGAAGGCUCUGGAGGAUUCCAAGCCCCCGAGGAUUAAGGAGGAGCCCAUGAGUGACAUCUCCUUCCCUGUUAGCGAGGAGCCUGAAGCUGAUCUGGCCUCUGGGGACCAGGCUCUACCCAUGGGAGUCCUCGGGGCCCACAGUGAAAGGCUGGCUUCAGGCCUGGAUGGUGACCAUUCUCCUCACACCUCAGGAGGGGGCGGGGCCAACAACUCCCCUCUGUGGCCACAGGUAAAAAUGGAGCCGCAGGAUGGCGAGGAGGGCCAGGGCUCAGGCCACCACCACCAUCACCAUGGUGUCCUGGGUGGAGAUGUGUUCGAGGAUGGGGGACCCAUGUCCACCAUGAGCGAAUCAGGAGGUGCCAUGGCACCCUCACCUGGAGGUGGUGCGUCAGACGGAAGCUACGCCUCGCAUUCACCUGACUCCCUGAUGGGCACAUCACCGGUCUUCAACCAGAGACCCAAGAAACGGGCGAAGAAGAUGUGAAGAAGAGGUUCUUAGUGUUGGAGGAGAGAAGGUGGACUCUAGACUAAUCAGCCAGUUUUCCAUGUUACUAAUCAUGGAAUGGUGUUGAAAUACUCCAGCUGUAGAGAUUUAAGCUCAUUAAGUUGGACUCCUCUCCAGCUGUCAAGAUCAUGCCCACUGCAUAAACUGACAGAGACAUUAAUGUCAGGAAAGGACAGAACUGAACGGAAUUGUUCUGAACAAAAGAACUGGGGGCAAUAUUUGUCAAUGUAGUUUUUCCUGUUUGUUUUUUUGAGUAUAGUUUCUUUCAAAUAGAAGAUGUUUCCACUGAAUAUAUUAAUGGGAUUUAUUGUCAAAAGAAUAUCUUCAGAAUGUUUUGAAUUAUUUUAUCUUCAUUUGAAUUAUGAAGUGUUGUUCCAAAAAAGUACAUACAAAAGUCUUUCAGUUGACCUAAUGAAUUUUACAACAGGAAAACAUAAGAGGUCCAAAAAGAAAUCAUUUAGUUAAACAGCUUAAUAAUUCAGCAGAAUGGUUUGUCUUCUCAAGCUAUUAACUUACUUUCUCCUCGCAUACCCAUUACUGUCUGUGCCAUUCAUUACGAUUAAAAGACGCUCCACCAAAAAGGAAAAUAUAUAUAUUUUUCCUCAUGAA
Xiphias gladius (swordfish) is the source of this 2280-nucleotide messenger RNA. RefSeq names its product SPT7 like, STAGA complex subunit gamma (gene supt7l). Gene Ontology annotation, cellular component: SAGA complex. Gene Ontology annotation, molecular function: protein heterodimerization activity; transcription coactivator activity. The transcript has 5 exons. The coding region runs from base 358 to 1650 and encodes 430 amino acids. The record is from RefSeq and is a predicted model, not a curated record. NCBI's taxonomy places the organism in Eukaryota, Metazoa, Chordata, Actinopteri, Istiophoriformes, Xiphiidae.